Messenger RNA from Lasiosphaeria miniovina, 936 nucleotides. Its product is annotated as mitochondrial carrier domain-containing protein. Gene Ontology annotation, biological process: mitochondrial L-ornithine transmembrane transport. Bases 1 to 936 code for a protein of 311 amino acids. Gene Ontology annotation, molecular function: L-ornithine transmembrane transporter activity. The transcript has 2 exons. Gene Ontology annotation, cellular component: mitochondrion. Lineage: Eukaryota; Fungi; Ascomycota; Sordariomycetes; Sordariales; Lasiosphaeriaceae. The record is from RefSeq and is a predicted model, not a curated record.
AUGGCUGACUCGGCGGUCGACAUUGAUGCUCACGAAGGAGGCGGGGGAGGCGGCGCGCUCCAGACGGCCAAGGACUUAUUCUCGGGCGCCGCGGGGGGUAUUGCCCAAGUCUUGAUAGGCCAGCCCUUCGACAUUGUCAAGGUGCGCCUGCAGACAUCCAACGCAUACCCGUCGGCGGCAGCAGCGGCAGCGUCCAUUUGGAAGAACGAGGGCCCGCUGGCCUUUUACAAGGGCACGCUGACACCGCUGCUGGGCAUCGGAGCCUGUGUGUCAAUCCAAUUCGGUGCGUUCCACUCGGCACGGCGGUGGCUGGAACAGCGCAAAGCAGGCUUCGUUCCGGGCGUCAGCACGCUUGGCUACGGAGAAUACUACGCGGCGGGAGCGUUUGCUGGCGUGGCCAACAGCGUCAUCUCGGGGCCCAUCGAGCACGUGCGCAUUCGCCUUCAGACACAACCGCACGGGGCCGGGCGGCUAUACACGGGGCCGUUGGACUGCGUUCGGAAACUCGUGGCGGCCGACGGCGGCGGCGUCAUGCGUGGCCUGUACCGGGGUGAGGCCGUGACAGUGAUGCGCGAGGCACAAGCGUACGGCGUUUGGUUCUUGGCGUUUGAGUGGCUCAUGAACGCCGACGCGGCGCGAAACAAGAUCGCGCGCAAGGACGUGCCCAGCUACAAGGUCGCUCUGUACGGUGGGCUGGCUGGUGAGGCUCUCUGGCUGGCCAGUUAUCCUUUUGACGUAGUCAAGAGCAAGAUGCAGACAGACGGUUUCGGCGCUAAUCAGCGCUACAAGACGAUGCGCGAUUGCUUCUCCCAAACCUGGCGCGCCGAGGGAGCACGUGGCUUCUGGAAGGGCAUAGGCCCUACGCUACUACGGGCCAUGCCCGUGAGCGCCGGGACCUUCGCCGUCGUGGAGAUGACGAUGCGGGCCAUCAACUGA